CGGGCCAACAGGGCCAGCCCUCGGCACCUCCUCCGUCUGGCGCAACAUCUGAAGACAUUCACCAACUAAACCGCAUCGCCGUCGCGGGCUUGGGCAUGCCGAAACACCAACAUGACGAUGACGGAUAUCCCGGAGUAAAUAGGGGUAUCAUAACAAAAGUCGAGCCCCCUCAUGGCCUCCCCAUGCUUUCGUAACUUUUCUUCUCUUCUUCUGCUGUUGGAAAUGCUAGGGCAUUUGCGGGAUCGGGUUAUGGCGUUCAAUUGGAUUUCCGGCGAAUUUGUGUCUGCUGCUUUACGAUACAUUUACUCUUUAUGUGUUCUGAUACAGGCUAUGUUUAUAUCUGACUUAUCAAGCCUUUUCUGUGUUCUGUUCGUUUUAUAUUCAAGACAUGAGCCUAUCCAACAAUCUCGUGUCAUCCCUCUUUUCAAGGCAUGGAACAGACUAAGUAUAUUUAUUCAUGAGUCAUCAAAUCAUGAUUGCCACUACCUAUCAUGGGCACAUGUACAUGUAAUCUGGGGCCCCUCUCGGCACUCGCCGAGCAAAGUGGAGAUUCACUAUAAAUUAAACAAAUUAAGAGCUGUGCUGCGCUGUGCUGUAGCUGACGUGGGUCAUGCGGCGUUUUUACCAUUGGUUUGCACAUUUCGUCACUUUUCCAUUUUUUCUGUUUCUCUUCUAAAUCCACUGGCCAGCUGAAACGGUGUCAUCUGGCAGCUACUUGGUACCAGGCAGCUCUGCUUCAUUCAUUCUAUGAGCGAAUAACACGUGAGCCAGACAUGACGGAAACUCUCGUUGAUUUAAUGCCUAGCAAUAUCAGAUAUAUAUUCCUGUGUCUGUGCUGAGAUCGUGAGAAAGAGCUUGGACCACCUUAAUACCUGUUCAUCUGGGGUGAGUGCAUCGAAGAUAGCGCUGCAUGAAUCUCUAGUACCACUAUAUUACU
Messenger RNA from Talaromyces proteolyticus, 937 nucleotides. RefSeq lists its product as uncharacterized. Lineage: Eukaryota; Fungi; Ascomycota; Eurotiomycetes; Eurotiales; Trichocomaceae. The coding region runs from base 172 to 693 and encodes 173 amino acids. The record is from RefSeq and is a predicted model, not a curated record. The transcript is spliced from 3 exons. Gene Ontology annotation, cellular component: RNA polymerase II transcription regulator complex. Gene Ontology annotation, molecular function: DNA-binding transcription activator activity, RNA polymerase II-specific; transcription cis-regulatory region binding.